CAUCGGCUAUAUCGUCGAAUAAUAUUAAACCCGUGGCCGCGUUUCCGCGUUUCCACGUGUUACUCGCGUGUCCGUCUGCGCCGGACCCGGCCGCCAUUGGCCCGUUGCGUUCCGCGGCAACCUGUAUUAUCGAUCGAACGCGUAUUGCGCACGUUGCCGCAGUUACUCGUGCCCACCGGAAACUGCCACUGUUCGCGUCCUACGGCGUUUCGUCGGUUUUCCCGUUUCGCCGUUGAAAAUCUCUGUUUCCGUGCUGAUUCGCUCGAAGAAUCGGCUACCAGUAGCCGAUCCGUUGGGUCUAGGAUGAUCCAGGCUCGAAGAGGCUGCCCCUGCGCGCACGUUGCCCGUCGUACAACACGUACCUCCGCCAUUGUCCCGCUUCGAAACCAACACACGUCACGCGCAUCGGUGCGAAGACUCGCUAUCCGAUCGUCCCGGUUUUCCGGCGCGAGGAAAGGUGAUAGGUCAACAGCUGAUGGACCGGCCGGUUCGUGUAUUUUCUCGGGGAUUGCGUGGAUCGCGGUGUAACGGCCGAUUCAAGUUGGUUUCCGGAUCCUCGAUCGAUGUCGGCGCUGUUUUAUCGAUGCUGCGUGCUCCGGAUUUGAAAACGUCGCGGCGCGAAACAGGGAACAGUGGUUCGCUGAACCGUGGAAAUGACUAUCGCGUAGCGGGAAAGUGUCAUCGCCGCGAAUGAAUCUCUGUGUUUGUUUCGAACGAGGAUCGUUCGGUUCGGUGAUGGAAUUUUGUUACUUUGCGCUGUGUUGUUCGUGAAUAUUCGUGAGAUUAUGGUGUUGCCUCCGUCCACUAGUGCUAGCACAUGGAAAGCCACUGCGAAAUCUCGGCAUCCGCAUCUUGAAAGGAAACGGACGAGAGAGGGUAGAAUGAGGAGAUUCGCCCGGUGACCUCGUGCCACGCGCGGUAAUGCUACUGGCAAGCGGUGCUUCGAUACCGACCAUCGCCGGUACCGUCGAGGAGGAGGAAGAAUACGCGCGCAGCGAGGCGAACAGCGCUCACUACGAUGGCUACGUUACCGAUCAUACGGAUCUCGCGUCCGAAAUCGAUAUCGACGAGUCCGAGUACAGGCGGGAGCUUCUCAACGACAAAUGGCGAAUGCUGUUCGAUAAGUUUGAUCCGGAGGGUUUUGGCGAGAUACCAGUGGAAGAUUUUUUGGCGGCUCUGAAAAGUCCUGAAUGGAAAGCCGAGAUACCGGCGAAUAAACGAGAUAUUCUCCUCACCAGGGCAAAGGAGUCGCGUGUUCAAGCGGUGACGUUCCAGGAUUUCGUCAAUGUGAUGAGCGGCAAACGUACCAGAAGCUUCAAGUGCGCGGUUCACCAUCGUGACCGUGAGGUGUGCUCGGAGAACGAUUUUCAUCUGCUCGUGCAGGAGCCUCCGCUCUUCCGCAGGAUGGUCCGCAUGAUCGGCGACGAAUUCCUGACGGAGGAAAGGGACCGGAAGUACUACGCCGAUCACUACACUUGUUGCCCGCCGCCUCUCUUCAUCAUCCUUAUCACCCUCGUGGAGCUGGGUUUCUUCACGUAUUACACGGUGGCGAUGGGAGAGGUGAAUCCUUCGGGUCCGGUACCAAUCGAUAGUGUCUUCAUUUAUAGACCAGACAAACGUCUCGAACUCUGGAGGUUCGCGUUCUAUAUGUUCCUUCAUGCUGGGUGGCUUCACCUGCUGUUUAACCUGGGAGUGCAGGUGGUCGUGGGACUUCCCCUGGAAAUGGUUCACGGAAGCCUCAGGAUCGCGGCGGUCUACAUGGCUGGUGUCCUAGCCGGCUCCCUGGGCACUUCGGUGUUCGACACGGACGUCUACCUCGUUGGCGCCAGCGGGGGCGUUUACGCCCUACUCGCGGCUCAUCUCGCCAACGUCCUCCUCAACUACAACAACAUGGAGUUCGGCAUCGUUCGGUUAAUAGGCAUCUUCGUGAUAGCGAGCGCGGACGUUGGAUUCGCCAUCUACGACAGGUACGCGGCAGAGCAAAUGGGCCCGCCGGUCUCGUACGUGGCGCAUCUGACCGGCGCGUUGGCAGGCCUGACGAUCGGUCUGCUGGUGCUGAAGAACUUCGAGCAGCGUCUCCACGAGCAGCUGCUCUGGUGGGUGGCGCUCGGCGUGUACGCGGCCUGCACGAUCUUCGCGAUCAUGUACAACCUGAUGCACCCGGACUACCCAUGACGUGAGGUCAGCUUCGCGUACGGCCAGCCGCGGCGGACGUAACGCGAAGCUGAACACCGGCGAGCUACGAGGAACAAAGAGAAAUCAUGCGAGGCCCGGUGAACGAACGAAAAAUGUUCCCAAAAGCAGCAAAAGAAACAACACAGAAGAGCACGAUCGAACGCCCCGACGAAACCGGCGGAGGCGUGUUCCUUCUUUUCCGCCGCGGCGAACGAGGACGAUCGAUCCGACGCGACCGGACCACCGGAACGUCCAAUCCCCGGGGGAGGAUGAUCAUCCGACGAAUUCUUCCGAGUGGCCGUCGCAGCCCUUGGCAAACAAGAAACCCGUAACGCCGGAGAAUAUGGAAAUCCGCGGGUCCCCGGGUCGUUCGCUCCAGCACGGGAAUAAUUCAAUCCGUUCCCGACGCGGAAUCGCAAAAACACACCGCGGAGGAUCGAUCAGAUCGCCCCGAUGCCAGGGGAUCCUCCAAGACGGUCGCCUGGCAAGAAGCGGAACGAAGGAGAGCUAGGUUGAUUAAGACCCGAGGCGGGAAGAGGGCCGUUCCAUCCAUGGCAUUCUCUACUUUUCCCGGUGAGAAAACCAAAGAUUCGAGACAUAUACCUCUGGGCAGUCCCGCGGCGAACGAUAAGACGGCGGGCAGCAGCUCGCCUGGCCGCGGUGCAGAGGAAACCAAAGAAUCGCGUCGAACCGACGUCUCGAAGAGCCGAGGCUGGGCCAGCCUUUUAGGGACCGCUCGCGCUGGAACCGACUGAGCUACCCGAUCGCCUGAUACGUAUUUUCUUAUUGUACAUGUUAGUAAAUUGCUUUCGAAUUUUCUCGGGGGAACGUGUGUACCUUUCCAAGAACGGCCGAUGGAUUGUCCAGAGGUUCCAGUGUUAGCGUACAGAGGAUAACUUGGAGACGUCUCGAAGAGCGAAGACAAGGGCAGCCUUUCGAUCGCUGAUGCUGGAACCACCGAGCAACCGAGUCGCCCCGCGUAUUUUCUUAUUGUACACGUUAGUGAAUUGCUUUCGAAUUUUCUCGGAGAAGCGUGUGUACCUUUCGAAGAACGGCUGAUAGGGUGUGUCCAGUGGUUCCAGCGUUGCGCGUCGGAUAGAGGAUGAAGCGGACGGAGGAUAACUCGGUGACGUCUUCGGCAGCUUCAGGACGGUUCGGGACACCACCUGGACCAGCGUGAUCGUCGUCGUCGCUUUGGAUCCUCUCGGCGAUCGGUCUAACCUGUAUACCACUAACGCUGUAAAUAACGUUGUACAUAGUCGGAGAUGAUGACGGACGCGGGCCUGUGUGUUUCUCUGUGUGCCUGCGAACGAAGAGCGAGUGUGGAACGCGAUCCGGGUGUCGAAUCCCAGCGAUCUAGUCUGAAACGAUCGCGGCGCUGCGUCUGCAGGGCGAAGGAGAAUUAUCUCGAAGCGAACGCUCCGCGGGUUGGCCGGAUCUCCGACGGAUCCGACCGAUUCUUUUCGAAACGAGGGUGGUUCGGAAACACUGCGGCCUAAUUCACAGCUUUUGGUUCCGGGGUACCCUUCUCGAUCGUGCUGCGAGCGUACUUUUUUAUUACUCUCUUGUAGAUCGGACCGCGUUUCGAACUGCCUUCGCGAACGGGUUUGAAGAUACGUUGUUUAAGAUUAUUCGAAGAUUGUAAACGUUUGAUGAUUUACGAGACGAGAACACUGCGAAGGAGCUGAUUCCCGCGGAGCGUUUCGAGGAGCGAUUCGCGUGACGAGAGAAAGAUAGAGAGAGUGUGUGUGUUUAUAAGAUGGCCGCGCGCGUGUCGCGCUCGCCAUUUUCCCUGUCCCGCGUGCGUUGUUUAACUUAUUUGCGAUUCCUGUUGAACGCCGCGACCUCCUAGCGCCACGUCGUCGCGAAGCUCAUAUUCUAUUUAUUGAUAGUCCUUUUCCGUUGGUCGGCCGUUACCGACCACGCCGAUUUCUCGUCGAUCUCCUCGAGUCCGCUCGGCGAAUUCCGUCUUCUUUCUCUUGUCCUCAGCUUUCCUACGGGCCGCGGAUCGGAGCCGAGCGUCUCGCGGCAAAUUUUAGUACAGCGGAGUCUCGUUUAGCGGCAGUUAGCAAUGAUUGUUGCACGACGAUCGUUUUCGGAUAUUUUCGAGAGACUCCGCUGUGUUGGGUAGUAACAUGAUUGUUCGGGUAAAAUAAUUAAGUUUGAUAAGUACGAUCGUGUUCUAAUCCUAAGAAUUUCAUUACGACUCGUUAAGACUUAUCGUUUAUUUAAAUUAUUUAUACGAAUAGCUCUAUUGUUUCGUGGAUUGAGUAGCGUAAAAGAAUGAUUUAAGGGGUGUUUAUGUUACGACCCAAUUAAUCGGCGAAAAUCGAUUCGGCACCCGAUCGCGGAUCACCUUUUAUAAUAGUAUUUUCGUCGUUCGAUCCUCGAACGCGGACACAACAGUGCUUUCCUUUCGAUUCCAGCGCCGGCGACCGAUUUCCGGACCGUCGCGUCUUUUCCGCUCGCCAAACGCCGACAAUUUUGACAACAGUGAUUUUUGCAAAACACCGACGCUUUUUGGUACGAAUCUUUCGCAUUCGAGAGACCCUCCUCUUCGGAAGAUCUAUGGCAUCUACUUUCGUGAUACGCGCACAGCAAAAUCAGCGUUUCUUAGUUUCCCAAAUCAGAAAUGAAAAUGAAUUCCUUAGUUUUUAAAAAUCUCUCUGCCAUCUCGAAGGAUCACUUGAUCCUUCAGACUUCGUUUGAUCGUUGAGAAUGACGUCUCUCAAAUUACUCGUACCAAAGAGCGACAGUAUUUCCAAAAAAUCCUCGCAUUCCAAUCGGAAACAUCUCCAGCGGUUCGUUCGCAAGCAGUGCAUCAAAUCUGCAAUUCAGUUUCCUAAGUUUCCAUAGAAAAUUUUUAAAAUCUGAAAAUUCCUUUCGGCAAAAGAGAUAACCUACAUCGAAGCAGAACAGCUUUCGUCGUAGUAGCUUUAACGCUUUCACGGCCUGGAAUAUUAUAUUCAAAAGUGACUUACGGGUGAGAGUCGUAUCCAAAAGGAAAUUGUUCCUAAGGUUCCGCCAUCAUUGGAGUUGGCUUGAUCGGGGAUUAAAGACAGUAACACUGGUGUAUGCCUAGAAAGACUGUCUUUAUAUACUAGUUCAUGUUCCGGAUCAGUAAUUAUCAGUAGUUCUUAAUUGGUCAGCUGAACAACUGCAAUGAUGGCGAAACGUUGUGACACGGCUCUCGCCCGAAAGCAACUUUUCGAUGUAGCUUCCGUCAUGUUCGACAAGAUGGCGGGCGAGCCGCGACGAUCCCCUUACUUUCGUCGUGCCUUACGUUUCACUGCCGGCAGAGGGGCCAGCGGAAAACGCGAGGAUUCCCGGAGCGUUCGUUCCUCCGAUGGUCCUCCGCGUUCCGUGCGAGUGAGGAUCGCCCUCUGUCCCUCCUGGAGGCGAGGGAGCAGCGCGAGAAGUUUGGUACCAAAGAGAGUCGAAGGCGAAACGAGCGAGCGAGUUGAAACCGAGAGUGAUUCACGAUGCUAGUCAAUUAGUAGCGGCAUGGGGCAGCUAAAGCGCGAAGACAUUGCCGCGGAGGAACGCUGUUUCCCCGAUUAUCUUUCUUCAGCCGCGCCGCCCGAUACCCUAACGGGCCGAAUCAAAAGUCUGUCGCACGUCCACGAGAUUCCCAGCGCGUUUCCUCAAUCGUUCCUUUCUUUUUCGCCUGUUUCUUCUUCGUCUUUUCGCUCGCGGACUGCUUUAUCGUCGCGACGAAUCUUCGGCGUUCCUUUUCUUUCCCUCGGCCUGAUACAGUCGCUGAACUACUUUCGAUUCCCGGUCUUAUCGGAGUCCUCCCUUCUUGAACCGACCCGUUUCAAGAAUUUCAAACAGCUUCGCUGUUGCCGCAGUGCUCCUACCGGGUGGGCUGAAAGCAAUCGAUUCCGUUUUCGAAAUUUCACUUGUAGAACGUUAGAUGUUACCUAUAAUCUUCCUUGAAUCGAACCUUCGCUUUGCUCGUGAGAUUCAGUUGCAAAACGGGCGUCAUUCUCGAGAGUUCGAUGUAAUUCGAAGUAGUUCAAUCGAAGGGAAGGAGACGCUGAAGACUCGACAAGUCAGUUCCACGUGAGAUCCGUUAAUAAAAGUAAUAUAUUUAUUCGAUUCGCAAUCGCUUAGCUUCCAAGAUGGCGUCUCUGCCAGAGAACGCCCGCCGGAAUCGAACGUCCAGCAGAAGUUUCCUUGUCCCGUAUUCGAUUGAUCCAGGGAGGAGUUGAUCGAAGAGGAAAUCGCUCAGCUAGCGAUCCGACGAUCGUCGACUGUAUAGAGAAUUUCGAUCCUCGGUCACAUUUGUUCGCAAGGAAAUCGCGUUCACUGUCGCCGGAGAAUCAUUCUGACAAUCUACGAGCGAUCAAGCUUCAGAUCAAGCUCGAAGCUCGGUUCUUCUCGUUUCCCUUCCUUGCGAUCGAUUUCAAAGACGAAGAACAGGUACUCCCACACCUUUUACUCGCGUCCUUCCCUCUUUUAUCGAACCGCGAUACGCGAACGUUAAUUUAACGAUUAAUCCGGUGUUGCUCGCGGCGAUUGUUAACGCUGGAACCACCGGCCAGUCAAAUCGAUUUUCGAAAUUCCUCUGUGGAAACUCCAAAAGUGGAUCUAUCGAGACUCGAAUCGAUCCACGAUUUCAGUUUGCGUGUUGCUAAAUCAGUUCCUUUAACGAUUUCUCGAAGCAUUUACGUUUUUUUCGAUAAUUCCGAACAGAGGGAAUCGGGAAUUGUUUUGAUCUGUCCGGUGGUUCCAGGGUUAAGUGUUAUUACCGUUAUUAUUGUAUUAAUAAUAUUCCACUUUUAAUUCCUGCCGUACUCGGGCAUCGUUUCUAGUUCUGUCGAAGUUUUAGAUGGCACAGAAUCAACGAGAAACGCGAAAUUCUGCGAGUCGCUUUUAAAUGUGCUCAUGGAAACGCGCGUCGCUGUUUUAAUCGGGUUUUUAACGAAUUAUGGAAACCACGAGCGCGAAGAUGAAUUCGAUUGAACGAUGGCUGUAGGUUAAACAUCGACGAAAAAUCAUCGGAUAAUUAAAUCGCUCGUUAGUCAAACCAAUUAACACCACUUUCGGAAUUUCCCUAAAAUUUCACCAUUAAAUCUCUUCAUCGGCUCUGAACUCGUUAUAUUUCAAGUAAAUCUCAUUAUGACUCGUCAUUAUACCGCAAAAUAAUAAAAACUCUUUUGCCCAAGCGGACGUUCCAAUAACAUUAAAAAUCACUUCAAAGGUACACCAUUUUAAAGUAAAAUACAUUCUGCAAACGUCAUUUAACGUCGCAUUUGACGAGAAACAUUCAAAAUAUAAAACCGUCGCGUCCUUCUCCGUUGUUUAUUUUCAGCCAAUCGGUUUGUCCAACGAGUGGUUCAAUUUCCAAUUUCGCGGGAACACGAUCUCUCAACGAUUUUUCGCGAAGACCGUCGAUGAAUCGUUUCGAUCUACUCGCCAGCCAUCGCGAAACGAUCGGAGAAUCUUCGCGCUCGUCGAUCAGCGAAGCGUCAGGUUUCCCGUGAAAUUUCCGUGAGAGGAUCGAAGGGUUCUUUGUGUAAAUAGCUAUUCCAGUGUUUUAAUUGAUCGCGCUUCGUUUCUCGAGGAAGAACGCGGAGGUCGAAUCGAGGAUUUCAGACCCGAGACUCGUUCGGUGAUGUUCGACGAGACGUC
Messenger RNA from Nomia melanderi (Alkali bee), 7812 nucleotides. It is a transcript of the gene stet, whose product is annotated as stem cell tumor. Gene Ontology annotation, cellular component: membrane. The record is from RefSeq and is a predicted model, not a curated record. Lineage: Eukaryota; Metazoa; Arthropoda; Insecta; Hymenoptera; Halictidae. Gene Ontology annotation, molecular function: serine-type endopeptidase activity.